Molecule: messenger RNA, 8273 nt
Organism: Xyrauchen texanus (razorback sucker)
Lineage: Eukaryota; Metazoa; Chordata; Actinopteri; Cypriniformes; Catostomidae
Gene: crb2a
Product: crumbs cell polarity complex component 2a
Exons: 13
Coding region: 1-4353 (1450 amino acids)
Biological process (GO): establishment or maintenance of epithelial cell apical/basal polarity; heterophilic cell-cell adhesion
Cellular component (GO): protein-containing complex; plasma membrane
Molecular function (GO): calcium ion binding
Source: RefSeq, a predicted model, not a curated record
AUGGUAAUUCUGAUCACUUGGAAAGGGAUAUUCUGUUCAGGAUCAUCUGAAUUGUGUGCAUCAUCUCCUUGCCAAAAUGGGGCGACUUGUGUGGAUACGAUGGACGACUAUGUGUGUCUGUGUUCAAGGGAGGGUGUUCGGUACAAGGGAAAGGACUGCGAAGAGCUAUAUGAUGCAUGUGUGUUUGUUAAUUGUGAAGGGUGUGUGAGUGAACUGGGCACUGAGCACCACACCUGCCCAGGGGACAUCAACGAGUGUGAAAAUGGGCCAUGUGAAGGUGCGCUCUCCGAGUGUGUGGAUGAACUUGAUGGCUACAGGUGCCUGUGCCCACCUGGUUUUGGAGGAGAGGACUGCAGUCAUCAAAUCACAGACUGCAUCGAUGAUCCCUGCCUCAACAAUGGCACCUGCAAGCGGGUAGUGGAUGGAUUUGAGUGUACUUGUUCAAGUGGUUUUAGUGGUGAGAUCUGCGAAGAAGAUCUGGAUGAGUGUGCUUCACACCCCUGUCAGAAUGGCGCCAUCUGUCUGGACGGGGCCAACAUGUAUCACUGCUUCUGUGUACCGGGAUACCAAGGACACAACUGUGAGAUUGACAUCAACGAGUGUGCAUCCCGACCUUGCUGGAACAAUGGGACCUGUAUUAAUGAGAAAGACCGGUACAUUUGUGAAUGUGUUCUGGGAUAUACAGGGGUGAACUGUGAGCUGGAGAUUGAUGAAUGUGAGUCAAACCCCUGUCAAAAUGGGGCCUCUUGCCACGACCUAGUGAGGCUGUACACCUGUGACUGUGUGCAAGGAUUUGAAGGUCCCGAAUGUGAGAUCAAUAUUGAUGAUUGUGAGGGUGAUCCAUGUCAGAAUGGAGGAGUCUGCCAUGACCUCAUCAACAGUUAUGAGUGUCAAUGUGAAGGCACUGGAUUUAUGGGAGACCACUGUGAGGAGGAUAUUCCUGAAUGUGCAUCAGAUCCAUGCCAACACGGAGCAACCUGUCUGGAGGGCAUUAAUCUCUACAACUGUACCUGUUGGCCAGGUUUUGAGGGCAACAACUGUGAAGUGGAUAUAGAUGAAUGUGCUGAUGCUCCCUGUGAGAACGAUGGCGAAUGUUUUGAGAAGUCAAAUCCAGAUCAAUGGGUAACAGACUGGGAGUUCACCUAUGCAACAAUCGCUGGUUUCAUCUGCCAGUGCCAACCAGGAUAUACAGGAGAGAACUGUUCAGUAGACAUAAACGAGUGUGAGUCUAAGCCGUGUCACAACGGAGGAAGCUGUGAGGACAUGGUAAAUGGAUACAUGUGUGUGUGCGCGGAGGGGUUCUCAGGUUUGGAGUGUGAGGUCAAUGUAGACGAGUGUGAGAGCGACCCCUGCCUGAACGGAGGUGAAUGUGAAGAUGGAAUUGCUAAAUUCAAGUGCCACUGUGCAGAAGCCGAAGAAGGACUCCUGCCCUGGGGUGGACCCCAGUGCAGUGUGCAACUGCUUGGUUGCAUUGAGCAUGUGUGCCAAAAUGGCGCCACCUGCCAGCCAUGGUUUGACGGAGAGACACAUGGACACACCUGUCUUUGCCCACCUGGUUUCUACAAUGACGUCUGCUCUACACCCACCACAUUCUCUUUCUCCUCACCAAGAUUCUUCUUGUUUGAGGUGCCACCACUUCGCAGAAGGAGAGACACAGAACAUUGGCGCACCCUGGAGGUCAGUCUGCGCUUUCGCACCACACUGCCUGAUAUGCUGCUGUUCUUUCGUGGAAGUACCGAACUCUUCAUUUGCCUGGAGAUUGUUGGGGGUGAGCUGCAUACCAGGGCAGUGUUAGGGGUUGGGGAAUUACUGGAGGAACAAUUGCCAGGCCUUGUAAGUGACGGGGAUUGGCAUGAGGUUACUGUGAGCAUUGAUGAACAGGCUAAAAAGCUUGUGCUACAAGUUAAAGGUCCAGGAUGUGACAAUCAAGCAUGCAGAGUUGAAGACAAGCUACCAGAUGACCAUGGAACAUUCCUGCUCCAUGAAGGCCUUACAAAGGUAUAUGUGGGUGGAGUACCAGAGGAGUAUCUGGAGUUUACCUUGAGCGGCCAUGGAUUUUUGGGCUGUAUGGAGGACCUACAGGUGGAUGGUCAUCAUGUCCUGCCCCAAGAUCUGGGUGAUGAUAAAGUGAGUGUAGAGGUGGGCUGUAUGAAGACGGAAUGGUGCCAGGUGGACCAACACCCCUGUUCUCAACGCGGGCACUGCAUCGACCUCUGGACAAACUACCAAUGUGACUGCUACAGACCACAUCAUGGACAAGACUGCAGCCAAGAGUACCCCUCUUAUACAUUCAGUCACAGGGACUCCUCAAGCUUUCUUGCAUUUGAGCUGCUAACAGAUCUCGGCAAGAACUUCACUGUGUCAUUCUUCCUGCGAUCACUCAAGACGAGUGGAAUGUUACUUCAGUUACGUAGGGCAGGGCUUCAGGGCACAGAAAGGGAGGAUCCUUACUUUACCAUCUUCCUGAAAAUGGGACGAGUGCAGGUGACCUCUGUGGCUGAGGCACCUGUUUUAUCAUCACCAGUUUUUGUCUGUAAUGGAGAAAAACUACUGCUGCAGGUAGAAGUACAAGAAGGCCAGGUGUUCUUCAGUCACGGAGGGUUACGCUAUGGACUUGGCUUGCUGCCUGAACUGGAAGUUUUGGGUGGAGACCUGGUGUAUGUGGGUGGGGUCCCAGGUGAAGAGGAUGUAACUGAGUUGGGGGGUCAUUUUAAGGGCUGCUUGCAGGAUCUGAGACUAGAUGAUGUGCAUCUGGAUGGGGAAACAUGGAAUGAAAACCUUAGAGAGACUGUUUAUAUCUCCAGUGAUGCAGAAAAUGUACAACCUGGAUGUAUCAGUGAUGAUACAUGCAAGGUGCAGCCUUGCUUGAAUGGUGGUAAAUGUACAGUCACAUGGAAUGACUUUACAUGUUCCUGUCCACGAGAUUUCACUGGAAAAACAUGUGAAACCAGAGUUUGGUGUGUGAGCGACCCAUGUGUGAACGGCGGGCACUGCGUGGAUCUAUUCGAUGGUUUUGAGUGUAUUGCUAAUGCAACUUUCGACAACACUCCACUUUACUACAGUGCAAAAGGAUCUCUAGUUGCCCCAGUUGCCAAUGUAACUAUGGAACUGCGAACGAGGCAGGUAAACGGUGUUCUACUGCGCGCAUGGAGAGGGGCGGAUCUUCUCCUGAUUGGCCUGUUGGAUUCAAGCAUUCUGGUGGAGCUUCAUAACGAGAACAUGGAACCAGUGAUCUUCUCUGGGCAGACACACAUUGCCGAUGGCAACUGGCAUCGCCUGCUGGUUGCCAUGGCCCAGCCAGACAACGAUACAUCGGCGUGGGUCAUUACGGUGGACGGCAUCAUUGAUAGCAGCAGUGCCCCAUUGCUAGCUGGAAGUCUGCAUUUUCUUAAAGACAGAUCAAGUGAGGUGGCAUUGGCAGAGAUGUAUACAGGAUGUCUAGGCACUGUGAGAGUGGGCGGGGUCAACAUUCCAUUUGUAGACAACGUCAAACCACCACAAACAUCACAGUUUUGGCGCCGACAGGACGAGCAUGUGCACAUAGGGUGUUUUGGUGCUCCGGUAUGCCGCUCUCAUCAAUGCAGGCAUGGUGGCACCUGUGUAGACCUCUUCAAUAUUUUUGGAUGCCAGUGCCCAUCUGGCUGGGAAGGGGCCACCUGUGAGAAGGAAACAGAUGAGUGUGCUUCAGAACCCUGUGUCCAUGGCAAGUGCAAAGACAAGUUGAAUGGGUUUGACUGCAUGUGUCACGUAGGCUAUGCUGGACCGACAUGCUCAGAAAAUGUAGACGACUGCAAAAGGUCACAAUGUAAGAAUGGAGGAACUUGCAUGGACGGAGUUAAUGACUACACGUGUUUCUGUCCACCAAAUUACAGCGGAACACGUUGCCAGUUUAACUACCCUCCUCUAAAGUGUGAGCUGGAUGUACAGUGUGAAAAUGAUGGCGUUUGUCGUGACACUCAAUGGGGAGCAAACUGCACCUGCUCUCCAGGAUUCACAGGAGACAGAUGUGAGAGCAAAAUUGACAAGUGUGCAUCUAGUCCGUGUCUAAACGGUGGAUCGUGUCUGGAUCGGCUGAACCGGUUUCAGUGUUUGUGUCCAGCGGGAUUCAGUGGCCAGUUCUGCGAAACAAAUAAACAGGCUCAGAAAGAUCGUAUACCAUGGCUGGUAAUUGCAGUUCCGUUGGUGUGUGGCUGUGUGCUCUUGGCAGCGAUCGGUCUAAUAUUUAUGUUGAUGACGGCACGCAGAAAGCGGCAGUCAGAAGGAGUGUAUUCCCCAAGCCAACAGGAAGUUGCUGGUGCACGCCUGGAGAUGGACAGUAUGCUCAAAGUACCUCCUGAAGAGCGUCUAAUCUAACAAGAACACACAAACAGAUGCCUAGACCCUAGUAUUAUCUCUGUGUGACUUUGUGGAAUGACAUUGGAACUUUCCGAGACCAUUAAGUAUUAUGGAGCCAAAGUGAGACACAAGUGCUACAUCAUAUAUACAAAAAUACUACAGCAGCCUGAAGGUGCAAAUAUCAUUGAAAGAAGAAAUAUUCAAUGGUAAACUUGAAAUCAUUAAAUAAGAUGGAUACUGCAAAUUUACAAAGUUGAUAAGGGCUUCCCAUUUCUGUUUUACAUCCUUAAUGUAAAUACAGUAGAACCCAUAUGCUCACACUUGGGAAAGAGUGAAGGAUGUAGACCUAUGUCUCUGGACUUGAACUGACAACUGUCUCAAGUCCAAACAGUUGAACUUGGGCUUGAAGUGAUUCUUUACCUCAUUGCUACAGAAUGCAUUAACUGCUUUGUCAUGGCAUUAUCCGUAGGAAAUUGGGGUAAUCCUUACUUUAAAGUCGGCCUGGGGAAUUAUAAAUCUUCACAUAUCUAUGUUCUAGCAUUUCCCUUUUUCAGAACACUGAACUUCAAUACCUAGAUUACAGUAACUCCAAACAUUCAGCUCUCACUCUCAGCUCUUAUGCUGUAUUCCGUUCAACUUGGAAACUCAGAGCAAUAACAUCCCUCCUGAACUUGGACUUCCAACUUGGAAACUCAUGUAGAAAUCUAUAACUCAGAUUCCUCCAAGAUGUGGAUGUAUGACAUCACUUGAAUAUGGAGGUACAAGAUACACCGAUCAGCCACAACAUUAAAACCACAUCGCUAAUAUUGUGUAGCUCUCCUUCGUGCCGCCAAAACAGCGCCAAUCCACAUCUCUGAAUAGCAUUCUGAGAAGCUAUUCUUCUCACCACAAUUGUACAGAGUGGUUAUCUGAGUUACCGUAGACUUCAUCAACAAGGUAUUUCGAACCAGUCUGGCCAUUCUAUAAUUGAGAUCACAAUUUUUGCCCAUUCUGAUGGUUGAUGUGAACACUAACUGAAGCUCCUGACCCGUAUCUGGAUUAUUUUUUUUGCUCUGCACUGCUGCCACACGAUUGACUGAAUAGAUAAUCGCAUGGAUGAUUGUUGGUGCCAGAUGGGCUGGUUUGAGUAUUUCUGUAACUGCUGAUCUCCUGGGAUUUUCACACACAACAGUCUCUAAAAUGUAUUCCAAAUGGUGCCAAAAACCAAAAAACAUCCAGUCAGGGGCAGUUCUGCAGAUGGAAACGCCUAGUUGAUGAGAGAGGUCAACAGAGACUAGUCAGACUGGUUCAAACUGACAAAGUCUACGGAAACUCAGGUACAAGGUACAAUUGUGGUGAGAAGUUCAUCAUCUCAGAAUGCUAUUCUGAGGUGCAUUGUUGGUGCUGUUUUGGAUGCAUGAAGGGACCUACACAAUAUUAGGCAUAUGGUUUUAAUGUUGUGGCUGAUCUGGGUAUAUGCAGUUAAUGAUAGACAUUAAAGGGAUUAAAAUUGAAGAGUCAAAACAAACCAGAUUUGUUUGAAGACAUAUGUAUGUAAAACACUGUAAAUGAGCGUUUCUUUUGAUAAUUUUACACCUGCAAAAAAAUGCAAGCACUGCUAACACUAGCAUUGUUAUCCUCUGCAGUGUGGUUGGCGGAGCAAAUCACAAUUUGUCGCUUUAUACACAAUUUUCAGUGUGUCUGGGAAAUUUAUUAUUUUCUGGUCAGAAGUAUAAGAUAUGAAGUAGGAAUAUCUCACAUCAGACUUUGGAUGGAACAUAGCAUAAGACAAGCUCUAAAGAAGCACUAAAAAAUGAGAUGUGCUUAAAAAAUAGCGCUAAUGAAAAAUAGCCGUAGCAUUCUUACUAGUCUGUCUUUCACUAGUUUUUCAUUGUAAAAAAAUAUCUUUGAAUAUCCAUGUCCAUAGGUUUUCAUGAUAGGUAACAUCACACUAAAAUAUCAUUGAAUGAUAAACAGGCAACUAAAAGGUGUCUAAAACAGGUGCUAAUAUUGAGAUGAGUUCAGAUCCAAAAACCUGCUCAUAACAGGGAUUCUGUAAAGAUUCAAAGACAAGCACGUACUACUUCCACUGUUGCUCAUCAUUUCAAAAGUACUUUUCACAGCAUUUGAAUGUAUGAUAAUACACUAUCUGUAGCAAGACUGAUGAACUAGCUAGCUACUUGCUAUAUAGGCUACACUGGAUCUGAUCAUCAAAACUAAUGCUGCAUUCACAUCAUGUUGGAAUUGCCGUAAUUGGGUUGUAGUUACAAGUUGAAAUCUCAGGGGCCAGAUUCAUUCAACGUUUUUUAAGAAUAAAAUUAUUCUUAAAUACAAUUUUCCUCAUAUUUUCUGUUAAGAAAAAAAAAAAGCAAAGAACAUUUUUAAUUCCCAAAAAGACUUAUUAUAGAAUGUUCUAAUCUUUGUUUAAACGGACCCUUUGUGUAGAUUCAGUAGUGGGGCAGUGUCACCAGUAAAUAGCUAUUCAGGAAUCACUGUCAAAGUAUUUAAAGGAAUAUUCCAGGUUCAAUACAAGUUAAGCUUAAUCAACAGCAUGUGUGGAGUAAUGUUGAUUAUCACAAUACUUUAUUUCAAAUUGUCCCUCCUUUUCUUUAACAAAAAAGCAAAAAGCUUAUUUACAAUGAGGCACUUACAAUAAAAAUGGGGCCAAUCCAUAAAGGUAGGCUACUACUUUAUCCACAAGCCGUAAACAAUAUGCAUGUUAAUGUGAUUUUAGUGUGAUAAAAUCGCUUACCUUUUCUGUGUAAUGUUAUAUCCAGUUUUUCAACUUCAUUGCCAUGACAGAAGAAUGAAUGUAAGUUAUAUAAAAUUGUAAGCUUUUCUUUUCUGCCUUUACACCCUACAUAAAUUGGCCACAUUCACAUGCAUUGUAAGUGCUUCACUGUAACCUUGAUUUUUGCAGGGGUAAGUAUUCAACAUUAUGCCACAAAAACAUGUAAAAUCUGCAAAAGUAUAUCGAGCAAAAGCUAUUCAUUAUUUUGCAGUCACCAACAAAUCUGCACAUUAAUCUAUUUUGGUGCUACAAGUUUGUCCAUAGAAAUGAAUACGUUCCGAGUCAGUUCGGAGUAAAAUCUUACGGUAUUUCCAACCAGAUGUGAAGACUGCAUGAAAGAAACAUGAACAUUUGCAAUUAUUAAAAAGUAUUAUGGGUAGAGAACCACUGAAACUGUAGUCAGUCUUUUAGAGUAACUACAGUAAUGUAUUUUAUUUUCAUACAAAAGUAUUUUUUUUAAAAAAAGCUUGAAAAAAAAAAACCCCAUUUAGACUAAGAAAAGAAAUGGUUUUAGGCAUUUUCUUGUCUUUGCCUACAGUAAUUGCGGAGUCUGUCCGAGACCGUUAUUGGUAAAGCUGUGAAUAUAUUGUUUGACAAUCACUGCACAUUACCUUGUCUUUUCAGGCAUGUGUGUUUACACUUACCAGCCUAAAGUUGCCAAGGAAAAGCAAUAAACCGCAUUACUGUUAACAGUCACGAGCAAACAGCUGUGCAGCUGUGCACCUCUACACACACACACACGCACACACAAUUGUGAACAGCAAAGCAGUGAAACAUUAAAAAUUAAAAGUAAAAAUUUAAAUUUUUACUAAAAGCUAAUUUUUAAAUUUUAACUAAAAAUUAAAAGUGCUUUUCUGUUUAAAUAUGGGACGUCCCAGUAAUGGAUCCGGAACACUUGGCAACCCUAGGAAUGCACGUUUACGAAAAUUAAAAUAGGGAUGAGAGAUAAAGCAAUAAAAUGUGUGUGUAUAAGGAUGUUGUAGAUGGCAGCUGUGCGUGUGUGUCUGUUUUCCUUCUUGAAAAGGUCACUAAUAAACAUAGGAAUGUGAUGUACCGGCAAUAUAUUAAACAAAACAGUGUAUUGUGUGAACACUUCUGCAACAUCUUGGUUAUAUAUUUUCGAAUUUGUAAAUGUGUAAAAACUGUUUGAUAAAUGUUUCUUUUUUUU